This is a messenger RNA of Motacilla alba alba, 1887 nucleotides long. It is a transcript of the gene QDPR, whose product is annotated as quinoid dihydropteridine reductase. Gene Ontology annotation, molecular function: 6,7-dihydropteridine reductase activity; NADH binding; NADPH binding. The coding region runs from base 78 to 794 and encodes 238 amino acids. The record is from RefSeq and is a predicted model, not a curated record. NCBI's taxonomy places the organism in Eukaryota, Metazoa, Chordata, Aves, Passeriformes, Motacillidae. The transcript is spliced from 7 exons. Gene Ontology annotation, biological process: tetrahydrobiopterin biosynthetic process; L-phenylalanine catabolic process. Gene Ontology annotation, cellular component: cytoplasm.
CACAGCGGGCGCUGCCGCCCCUCGCCCGCCCCGGGCCGGCCCAUCCGCGCCGGGAGAGCAGCGCCGGAGCGGCGGGCAUGGCGGCACGCAGGGUGCUGGUGUACGGCGGCAGAGGGGCGCUGGGCUCCCACUGCGUGCGGUACUUCAAGUCCAAGAACUGGUGGGUGGCCAGCAUCGACCUGGCGGAGAACGCGGACGCCAGCGCCAACGUGGUGGUGAGAGCGACCGACUCCUUCCCCGAGCAGGCCGAGCAGGUGACAGCAGAAGUUGGAAAACUUCUUGGUGAAGAAAAGGUGGAUGCGAUCCUGUGUGUAGCAGGAGGAUGGGCUGGAGGCAGCGCCAAAGCCAAGUCUUUAUACAAAAACUGUGAUCUGAUGUGGAAGCAGAGUGUUUGGACAUCGACUAUUUCCAGCCACCUUGCCACAAAACAUCUGAAAGAAGGUGGCAUCUUGACUCUGACAGGAGCUCAAGCUGCUUUAUCUGGAACCCCAGGGAUGAUUGCCUACGGCAUGGCCAAGGGAGCAGUGCAUCAGCUUUGUCAGAGUCUGGCUGGUGCCAGCAGUGGGCUGCCAUCUGGUUCUGCUGCAGUUGCCAUUUUACCGGUUACCUUAGAUACACCAGCGAACAGGAAAUCAAUGCCUGAUGCAGAUUUCAGCUCCUGGACACCCUUAGAAUUCAUUGCAGAAACCUUUUAUGACUGGAUAACAGGAAAGGAUCGACCAAGCUCUGGCAGUCUAAUCCAGGUGAUAACUACAGGUGGGAAGACUGAACUAGUUUCAGCAGCACAUCUUUGAUGUCAGUCACUUGAAGUGAUGAAAUUUCAGCCAAGGAGAAAAUGUGGAAAAUCUGUCCAGCAGUAUAAUUUAAUGGUCUUAUGUAUCCAGUGUUUGUUGUUAUUCCAUUAAUGGAACCAGAUUUCAAAUAAUAUUUGUGCUGUCAGUUGUGAGCGAUCAGCAUUUGUUUACCAAAUAAAUACCAACUUGUCUCUAAAUGAAAGUUGCAGGCUUUAAAGUCUGUAGAUGUCCUAAUUCUGAGCAUUAUAUGGCAGUUUACCUGUUUUCUAUGAAAUGGGAAUUGUGCUUAACUAUGUCAUGUGAUUGCAUACAUAAUGGUUGGAUUUUCUUUCUCUGUCAUUAAGUGUUUCUGGCAUCUUACUGUGGAUCUUUCAGUUUUCUGUCUUUUUCUGUCUGAGAAUAUAACCCCACCCCUGCACAUUGUGUUGGCUGUAGCCAUAGGGAACACCACAGCCAUGGAUCAUGUCCUAGUUGUGUAACACUUUUCUUGUGAACGUUCCACUUGAGUUACUGAAACUGAAUAGAGAUUACUCACUUGAGAAGGAAUUCCUGAUUUGCCUUACAGUUCAUAAGGUGCUCUCAGGCCUACAGUUGUAGGAUAAAAGUCAUUCUGUCAAAUGAUUAAUAUGUCUUUCUCUUUGUCAUGAUUGUUCUUGACUUCUUCAAAAAGCAAAGUGCCGUAAAGUAGUAGAAAAAGCAUACAUGCACUUGAAAAUGGAACUUUUUGUGCUAAAUAAAUAUAUAUUGUUUUAUGUACUGGGCUGUCUCCAUUACUGUAAUCCCAAUAUCUUGAUAACAUUUUAAUUGGUUUAAUUGAACACACAGUUCAGUUGUGGUAAAGGACCUAAUUUUUUUACUUAAUUCUGAUGGUACAUAAAAUACAUUUGUCUGUGCCAAAGAUCUACUAGCCAUGCAUAGAGGCAGGCCUUCAGCUGGGCCAAAUGUUUUCUUAAAUCCAGCCAUGUUACAUGGAAAUACAGUUCAGACAAAGAGUGUAAGCAUUACCUGUUCUGAGCAUAGACUUAAAUGAAAUCAGUUCUGUUGGAUUUUUGGGAACAUCUUGAAAGCAAUUAAAUAUGCAAAGUUGUGUGUA